Aspergillus piperis CBS 112811 is the source of this 1892-nucleotide messenger RNA. RefSeq lists its product as uncharacterized. The record is from RefSeq and is a predicted model, not a curated record. The coding region runs from base 120 to 1892 and encodes 590 amino acids. The transcript is spliced from 3 exons. Lineage: Eukaryota; Fungi; Ascomycota; Eurotiomycetes; Eurotiales; Aspergillaceae.
UUCAGAGAAACACGAGCGCCUUCAGAGACAUAUUCAAUCGAGUAUUUGAAUCGGAGGUGACAGAAUGCGGAUUUACUGAGGGCAUCCCAUCAAGUACUCUACGCACGCAGUGGGGUGAAAUGGUGAGAUAUUCGUACCCGGAGUGGAGAGAAGUUCAGCAGCAUACAUCCGAGGGGCAUUGGCGCUGGAUCCCAACCUUAGGACGGAUCAGAAGGACUGCGAGGUCACUAGGUUUACACAUAGUCCCGAAUUAUGUCGACGAUGGUGAGGAAACUUGCAGCCAUCAGCAGAGCCUGGCACCACAAGUCGAGAUAUCAGAGAUAACUCCUCAGCACACGUCUAUGAUACAGCAUCCUGAGAGAAGAGAUGAUGGCAUUACUGAGAUGCAAGAACAAGCAUCAGUACCAGUACCAGAAAUCGUUGAUAUGACUCAGAUCGAUAUUAGCCUAUGCAGUGGCGGCGACAAAGUAUGCUUUUGGUGUGUACAAGAGCAGAUUUUGAAUCAGAAAGCACAUAAAGAAUCGAAUACUGUGGGAUCUCGUUCACGUUGGACUGAUGAAGUGCCCCCUGUCAUAUACAGAUGGUCUAAUAUCGACAGUCAAGGCGUCAAUUCAAAAAUGCUAUUCCUGGCCGGACUUUUUGCAGAUGGACGCCAAUUCUUCACACCUGGGGAUAUAUCUCAAGAAGAAUUUAUCAACUACUUCUCUAGACAUGUUCACAUCGACAAAACGCCAUCACCGUUCAUAUCUACGUUUCGCUCAAUGUUAUCGCCUGUUCACAGAGCACUCUGGAACAAAGAAGGCGCUAUUAUAUCCAUCAUUGACACACAUAAGCUUGAUACCGACGUAUAUCCCGCGAUUAAGCUAUUCAGGGAACAAAAUCUGCGUAUCCGAGGCUACGACGGUAGAGGCGAGUUCUUGCUCGCAGAUGAGCAUGCUGAGAUUGGGCAGUUCCUACAGCUUGAUAAACUUGCAUCUCAUAAAUACAACAGAAAGCAGUUGCAUGGCGAGCUAGCUAGAGAUGCCGGCAAACUUGACCACACUUCGGGAUACGCAAUAGGAAAAUUUCUUAACUCUAUCAAUCUCCCAUUCGAGUUCAGCAGGGAGGUGAGCGAGGGCUUAUUCCACUCCUGGAGACUGAAGAGGCAAGGAACUUGGGAGUCCUUUCAUGAGGGAGUAUGUGCUGGCUACGAUCGCUCUAUACCAUCUACCAGUGUCAGCGAAGUGAGACGUCCAGAAUCCAUUGUUCAUGAUAUAUCGGAUGACGACUCAAUCACCGAGUGUGGAUCUAUUGCAGAAGACGAGAAUAUGAGUGAUGGCGAAUCUGAGGAUAUCGGUGCCAGCUCACCAUGCAUGGGCCGCGAGUUAGCCGCACAUACCUCAGAACGAAAACCCCUUUCCACUCCUGACUGGUUCUUCAUGAGAGAUACAGAUGAUGAACUGAUAACAGACGAAGAUGGAGAGGAAGAAGAAGUCACUGGACGACAAAUUAACCUAUUUUCUGAGCAAGAUUCUAACCGAUCAGCUGAGCUGAUUACGGAUUGGCCUGAAGAAGCCACUCAAGUACUGUCAUCCUUGAACUUGCACAUAUCUCAGACCCGCAUCCCUACCAUCGAGAUCUUCGACCCCAAAACUGGCGGAUGGGUCCAAGAACAAGCGAGACUCGCGCAGAAAAUGGAAGAGGACGACUGUCAAUCCUAUAUGCAGCCGCCAUCCAGCGAUGAUACUCAGGAAAUGAGGGGUAUAUCCGUAGAAGGCGAAAGCGACAUUAUGCAUGAUACCGAGACUAGAUAUUCAAUUCUGAGCAUGUCCCGUGAGUUGUCAGAGGAUGUCCUGCCCCACAUUCGCUUUGUGAGAGAUCGAGAACGUCGACGACGCUGGCUUCUCCAGUAG